AUGCGUCCGGCGCUCUUUUCGGGCGCAUUAGGCGCCGCAUACAAUGCGUCGUUGCGCAUUGCAACGCCCGUGCCAACGGCCCUCAUGCCUUCGGCGGCGCUCGCGCGCAGCAGCUUGCGGGCCACGGACUUGCCUGCCUUUACCUUUGGUGCCGCCGUGCAGACCCGUAACUCGGCCAAGCGUGGUGGCGGUACUACCAAGAACAAUCGCAACAGCGCAGGUCGCCGCCUGGGUGUGAAGCGUGCUGGAUCUACGGCCGUGAUACCCGGAAAUAUCAUUGUGCGCCAGCGCGGCACAGAGUGGCACCCAGGCGAGCACGUCCACAUGGGCCGCGAUCAUACCUUGCACGCCGCCGUGCCUGGGUUCGUGCGUUUCUACAAGCCGCUGCCGCGCGGUCCGCCCAAGCAGGCUAUGCCGUCCAUGAACGGACUGCCUCUGCGUCUCUCUGAGCGCCGCACGGUGCAUGCACCCUCGCCCGAGUCGGCUCGGCCCCAUCCAUCCUCACGCAAGCGUGAGCGUCGGUACGUUGGUGUCGUGCUGCAUCCGCACGAACAACUUCCACGCGAUCCGUCUCAGCCCCGCUCGCGUCUCUUUGACAAGAUUGACUUGCACGCCCUGGAGCGCGAAAAGGAGCUGAUCCGGCAGGGAUACGAGCCACUGGCUAUGAUGUAG
Molecule: messenger RNA, 672 nt
Organism: Malassezia restricta
Lineage: Eukaryota; Fungi; Basidiomycota; Malasseziomycetes; Malasseziales; Malasseziaceae
Product: large subunit ribosomal protein L27
Exons: 1
Coding region: 1-672 (223 amino acids)
Biological process (GO): translation
Cellular component (GO): ribosome; mitochondrial large ribosomal subunit
Molecular function (GO): structural constituent of ribosome
Source: RefSeq, a predicted model, not a curated record